AUGUCAGACACCUAUAAUUUUCCCGUUGACUCAGUCCUUAUCAUUGGUGGUACUGGGUUUCUCGGUCUACAUCUAAUUGAGAAAUUUUAUCAUAUGGGUGAUGAUUAUCCAGAAGCACAAGGUUUACAUCCAAAUAUUUACGUCUUUGACAUAAGACCACUACCAGAAAAAAUCAGCAGUCAGUUUGAUUUUGACCCUAAAGAUAUUAAGGUUAUUCAAGGUGAUUUAACUAGUAAAACAGAUCUUGAAAAGGCUAUAAAUGAGGUAAAACCAAAUGUCGUGGUCCAUGCUGCAUCACCAAUACAUGGUGCCUCAGCAGAUAUUUACGAAAAAGUUAAUGUGCAAGGUACAAGAAAUAUCAUUGAGGUGUGCAGCAAAAAUACAUUGGUUUCUGCCCUUGUGUACACUUCUAGUGCUGGUGUAGCAUUUAAUGGUAACGAUUUACAUAACGCAGAUGAAACUUGGCCUAUUCCAAAACCUGCUAUGGAUGCAUAUAAUGAGACAAAAGCCAUUGCAGAACAAAUGGUAUUAGAUGUAAAUGAUCCCUCAAAUAAAUUUUACACUAUAAGUUUAAGACCAGCAGGUAUUUUUGGUCCUGGCGAUAGACAGUUAGUUCCUGGUCUUAGAACAGUAGCAAGAUUAGGCCAGGAUAAAUUUCAAUUAGGUGAUAAUAAUAAUCUAUUUGAUUGGACAUAUGCUGGUAAUGUUGCCGAUGCACAUGUAUUAGCCACCCUAGCUUUAAGAGACGUUGAAAGAGCAUCUAAAGUUAUGGGUGAAACUUUUUUCAUUACUAAUGACUCUCCUUCGUAUUUUUGGUCAUUAGCUAGAACUGUAUGGAAACAAGAUAAUCACCCAGUUGACGAGAGACGAGUCAUUGUUUUGAAUAAGCCAUUGGCAAUGGUAUUGGCGUACUGUUCCAAAUGGGUUUCUAGUCUUUUAGGAAAGGAACCUGGUUUAACCCCAUUUAGAGUUCGUAUUGUCUGUGCCACUAGAUAUCACAAUAUCACAAAAGCAAAGACUUUGCUUGGCUACAAACCCCGUGUAGGUAUCGAGGAAGGCAUUAAUCGUACACUUCAGUGGAUGGAUGAAACUGAAACAACAGCUUAG
This is a messenger RNA of Arxiozyma heterogenica, 1107 nucleotides long. It is a transcript of the gene ERG26, whose product is annotated as sterol-4-alpha-carboxylate 3-dehydrogenase (decarboxylating). The transcript has a single exon. Gene Ontology annotation, biological process: steroid biosynthetic process. Lineage: Eukaryota; Fungi; Ascomycota; Saccharomycetes; Saccharomycetales; Saccharomycetaceae. The record is from RefSeq and is a predicted model, not a curated record. The coding region runs from base 1 to 1107 and encodes 368 amino acids. Gene Ontology annotation, molecular function: 3-beta-hydroxy-Delta5-steroid dehydrogenase (NAD+) activity.